Messenger RNA from Bicyclus anynana (squinting bush brown), 723 nucleotides. RefSeq names its product proton-coupled amino acid transporter-like protein pathetic. Lineage: Eukaryota; Metazoa; Arthropoda; Insecta; Lepidoptera; Nymphalidae. The coding region runs from base 26 to 439 and encodes 137 amino acids. The record is from RefSeq and is a predicted model, not a curated record. The transcript has 2 exons.
AAAGAUCCUGAAGGCACUGAUUGCCAUGAUGAUAUACGUGACGCACGCUCUCAAUUUCUGGGUGCCCUUCAACCUAGUGUUCUUCUAUAUAAAGUCUCGCCAUAAGAAAGAGGACGAAUUGAAGUGGGAACUUAUUUACAGGGCAAUCAUUGUCGCCAUUAUAGGUGUUGUAGCGAUUGUUUUCCCCAAUAUUAACGCUCUUAUGGGGUUCCUCGGCGCCUUCUGCCUCUCCAACAUGGCGUUCAUUUGGCCCAACAUGAUUUACAUUAUGGUUGUCUGGCAAAGACCUGGCCUUGGUAAAUAUAGAUGGCGUCUGUGGAAGGGGAUAGCACUGAUUUCGAUCGGGAUAUUCAUAUUCAUAUGCGGCAGCGUUGUCAGUAUCAACGAACUGGCGUCCAUGUUUGUACCGCAAAAGCCGAAACCUCAACCUACGCCUUAAAUGAAGCCUUUGAGAGAGCUUAUUUAGUGUUGGAUAACAUUAUAUUAGGUAUAGUUGUCAUUGUAAAAUUCAAGCGAGAGAUAAUCUUAUUCUCGGACUACCUGGAGCAGGGUUUCUCAAAGUGGGGUACGCGAAUUCCUAGGGGUUCGCCAUUCGACGGCAGGGGGUUCGCGACAAGAUUUACGUAAUGGUGGUGAUAACUGAUACCAUACCGAGUCAGAAUUAACGUUAAAAUUGUCCAAAAUUACUUCUAACAUUGAAUUCAUUUGCGACACGAAACAAGC